GCCGCGAGCUGCCCCAGCGCCGCCAGCUCCGCCGCCGCUGCGUCGUUGACCGGGUUGCGGACUUCCCGGUGCCGGUGGCGGAAAACGCGUUCCAUGGUGCCGAGCGUCUGCGCCCACGCCCUGACCCUCCUCCCGACCUCCCGCCGCGGGAGGCUUCGGCGGUCGUCCAUGUCCAGCAACCAGCCGACGUCAAAGCCGGCAAGCCAUUGACGCAGCGCGUCCGCACGCGGAGCGGCGGCGGUGGCGGUGGAGAAGGCUGGGAGGAGGAGGACCAUGCGCUGCAGGUGCUUGUCGACGUCUGCCAGGACGCAGGAGAAGGACGGGGAGAUCGGGCGGAAGCUGCUGCGGUCGACCUCGGCGGAGUAAAUUGCAGAAAACCACCAUUUUGAAGGCAAGUGUUGCGAAAACCACUACAAUACAUUUUUUUUUGCAAAAAACAUCGUGUCUACGGUAAUCUUUUUGCAGAAAGCACUGAUCGGCGGAUCGGGCUCAGAUAAGCUUGUUUAUGACAGACGGGGCCCGUUUUUUGCGCACGUGGCACCGUCGGCCGUCCCGACAGCCGUUAGACGGCGUUUGACGGCGCCGUAUGCCUCUGUUUGAUGGACCGGUCAAAAGACCUGUCGGUGCUGCCCCCACUCCCCACUCUCUCUGCUCUUUCGCUCACUCCUCCUCUGUCUUGCUCCUCUGCUUUGCUCGCCGCACCCGCCGCCGCGUCGUCGCGCCCCCGCCGCGUCGCCAUGGUGUCCUGGAGCGAUGAGUCCGAUAGCAGCGAGCACACCGUGGAGUACGUCAGCUCAGGUUCUGACGACGACAGAAUUAAGAUCCCUGCUACCACUGAAGACUCCGAUUUCGAGGGACUUGAAACGGAGUCGCUUGUUCUCUGCAAUGAACAUCAGAAGCCUGCAGAAAGGCGUGUUGCUUUCGAAGGAAUCCACACUGGCAGGAGGUUUCUUUGCUGUGCUGAGAAGGAAGGUGGAAACUGUGGAUUAGUUAAAUGGAUUGAUCCAGCUUGGCCCAUCACCCUUGAGAAUGCAUUAACCAAGUUAUGGUUUAUGUAUGACAAAAGUAGGAAAGACAGGACUGAGGAAAAUCUUAUGCAUUCAUUUGCUGUUCAUGACCUGACACAAGAGAAGAAGAAGCUGCAGGAGAACUAUGAUAAGUUGGUUGAAGAUGUGAAUGGACUUUUGGAUGCUCAGAAAAGGAGGGCAGAGGUAGAAAGGAAAGAUCUUGAAACCAACAAGCUUCAGGAGAAGUAUGACAUGGUUAAGAACUUAGCAGCUGCUCAAGCAAAUGUCACUAGGAACAUGAAGCUCAAGCUAGCUGAAGAGAGGAAGAACUUGCAGAACCACAUUGAUCAGCUGAACAAGACAGUUGAAGAGAGGAAGAACUUGCAGAACCACAUUGAUGAGCUGAAGAAGACAGUUGAAGAGAGCAAUGUGAAGCUGGAGGGGGUCAAGGCAAUCAUAAAUGGAUAAGCAGGUGGUUGUGGAAGAGAAGAAUGGGCAAUAUCAUUUGGCAUUUGCUGACCUUUUGCAGUGUGUGGUUUGGCAUUUGCUGUAAUGAUGGUAGUUUAAAUUGUAUGAACUAUGAGUACUUCUGAACUAUGGUUAUGUAAU
This is a messenger RNA of Triticum dicoccoides, 1616 nucleotides long. RefSeq lists its product as uncharacterized. The transcript is spliced from 3 exons. Gene Ontology annotation, molecular function: zinc ion binding. The record is from RefSeq and is a predicted model, not a curated record. The coding region runs from base 600 to 1475 and encodes 291 amino acids. NCBI's taxonomy places the organism in Eukaryota, Viridiplantae, Streptophyta, Magnoliopsida, Poales, Poaceae.